CCAAGUUCAUUUCCCCGGAACUAACUGAAUGGCUUCAAAAAACAGGAGGAGUUUCCAGCCCCUGGUGAGAAGCAAGGAAGGAGUUUUGCGUUACGCUGCCAAGAUGGAUUGGGAUUCGAUUACGAUGGCGAACCUUCAUCUGACAGCAACCGAGCAUCGCUAUUAUGGCGAUAUUUUUAUAUAUUGCUGUGAAAACGCUGAUAGCGACAGCGUAUCGGUUGUUAAAGUUGCCGAGCUUUUAUGCUCUGCGAAUUUACCGCGAGACGUCACGAUGAAGAUAUUGGACAUCUGCGUUGGGAUCAAAGGCACAACUCAUAUAGGUAAAAAGCAGUUUUAUGCGGUUCUUAAACUGGUGGCAGCCCAUCAAGCAGGACUGGAUGUUUGUAGAGAUAUGGUAACAGCUGCUUUAGAUAUUAUAACUCUACCAAGAUUUACAUGGCCAACUUCUGGAGACGAGGAUGGUAGAAGAAGUACGGAUUCUACGAGAGGUAUAAAAAGUAGAUGUCAUGUACCUGAAAGUACUACGGAAAGUGAAAGCGAAGCAGAAUCUCCUAGAGAAACCGGCGGAAGUACGGAUUCUCCAACACCGACCAAUAGCGUUAUUCAAGAACGAAACGAUGGAAUGUUGGGUGGCGAUACAAUAUUGGAUACUGUUUCUGGCGGCUGGCAAGGUCUUCUUAUGUCCGAAGAGCAGAGACAAUUGUUAGGUACAGAAGAGGAGAGCUCGGAACGUCACAGCAGCGACGAAGGUGAAGGAGAAGGAGAUUGUUCGGGCUUUCCUCCGGAAGAGGUGUGGAUUAUCAGCGACGAGCAGCGUGACUAUUACGCUGCUCAAUUUGCGCAACUGCAGUCUGAUCCAGAAGGACUCCUAGCCGGACCGGUAGCUCGAACAUUUUUCGAGAAAUCUAGACUUCCUGUAGCAGAACUGAGACGUAUUUGGCAGCUAGCGGAUGUUACCAGAGAUGGAGCCUUGAGUUUACAAGAAUUUUAUGUAGCUAUGCAUCUAGUUGUCCUCAGAAGAAAUCAUGUACCACUUCCCGAUGUUUUACCUCCGUCCUUGUCAAUUCCAUUAGUUAUGCAAACUACAAAUGCACCGCCGCCAGUUUCAUCGACGACAAAGUGCCAAAGCAGUCCACCUAAUUCAGUAAAUAUGAGAGAUAAGAACAAGGAAUGGACAAAAUUCGUUGACUCGCCGACCGGCACAACUACCUCUCUCACGAGUCCUGGGCUACAGCUAGUUAAUUUUGAUUUUCAAAAAUCUGCCGUCGAGCGAGAUCCAAAAAUUUUACAUCCGGUAGCUCUUCGUUUAACGCCAGAGGCAGCUAUUCUGGCUUCUGGGGCCAAUGGUAGCAAUAGCAGUUGUACCACGUUAGGUGAAGACGAUUUGCAACAUUCUCCUGCAUCUUUGGUACAGCGACCGCUUGUUGUUAAAAAACCACCACAAUCGGCCGAAGAUGCUAUCAUAGUAACUCCAAAGAAGGAACCACCACCUCCACCACCUCCUAGGCCUUAUAGAACACACGCACGAAGUUCUAGUCUUGAUCUUAAUAAAUUAGGGAAAAACGGUCAAAGUUUUCUCGGAGCACCUCCGCUCGUACCGCCAAGAAUUUCACCAGGAAUCACUUCACCUCGAAAAUUGGUUGGCCAAAGAAGCGAAGGGGAGGGACAAAGGACGCUAAGCGAAAGUCAAGGUUUUGUAGCUGAUUUUUCGCAUUUUUCUCCAAAGAAUGAAUUACCUGAAAAUCCCUCGUUGGAGAAUAGUAUUCCGCAGUCUCAACAAUUUACGGGUGUCUGUGGUGCAUUUCAUAUUUAUAGGAAACCCAGUCCAAAACGAGAACUUGGAGAAGAAGAUUCUGCGAAAGAUGAUCCUGAAGAUGGUAAGAAAUUAACUUUGCAAGAAUUGCGAGAAAAGAAUGCAGAACUUCGACUAGUUUGUGAAGAAUUGACGCGUGAAUUAGCCAGCGCUCUUCAAGAACGUAUAAAUCUUCGUGCGAAACUCAUGCUUUUGGUCUGAUCCUUCCAUCUCGUCCUUCUUUCUCGUACAUACAUUCGAAGUACCGUUUUCCAUUCUUCAAUGUAAACUCAUGUAUUUAAUAUGUCGUACCUAGUCUAGAAUUGAUCUUCUUUCGACGGUAUAAUUAUAUGUAUAUCUGUCAAAGUCAAUUGUGCGAAUGAAAGAUAAAGGCUCGAACAAAAAUAAUGUUGCGGUAGUUCCGCUUUUUCUACAAUAAUUGGAGUUACUAUUUCCUGUCGUUGCAGGAUUCUACAGUGCAAAGAUAUAUAUAUAUAUAUACAUACAUAUACACAUACAUACAUACACAUAUAUAUAUACAUUUUUAUAAUGUUUACGCAUCGAUAACUAAGACGUCAAGUUCUUGAUUAUAUUUAGGUGGGCGUCUCUUUUUUUUUUUUUUUUUCCGAUGGAAUCCUAUGAAAAUUAUUCCUUCUUUGUACCGUGAAUGUAAAAGCUAUUUAUUAGCUUUGUAAUUACAUCCACUAAAGUUUUAGUAUUGCAAAUCGUCAGUCAUCUUUAUUUGAAAAUAUCUGUCGAUUGCCAAAAUUAUCAAAUGAUCUUUGUAUAUUGACGGAUAUCUCCAAACAAGAAAUUAUUUAUUAAAAGACGAUGUAAUAGUCUUAGCUUUACAUUUAUUGUACACUGCAAAACUAGAUAUUCAUUAAAAAAGACGUAUGAUAAACGCGUACAAGCGUAGUCAUUGUCUUCGCAUAGAAACUUGUCUGCGUCCAACAAAUCGUAUUCUAUCUUUAUUUAAAUUUACGAUAAUAGACUGAAAUGGUAGACACGUCAAAUGGUAAAAUCUCUAAUGAUAAACUUAAAUUUGAGAACGCGCAGGGGACCUUAUGCGAAGAGUAUUAACGAUCACGUUUGUACAUUUUUAACAACAAAGUCAACUUGUAUUUUCGUAUCGCUGUACAAUCAAAUUUUUCACUGCAUGAGGUAUAGCUUAGUAUUGAUAUACUAAGAAAAGUCUUACUAAAUCGUGUUUUACUUCGUGAUAGCUAUUGUAUUAUAUAAGUAUUUUAGGCAUUAGACAGAAUUAGACAAAGAGGAGAGAGAGAGAGAGAGUGAGAGAGAAAAACUUUAACGAAAAGAGAAUCUGCAGGAACAGAAUAAUUAAAGAAAUGAUCCGAUCGCAAAACAAAACACAAUGCCCGUGAUCGGAUUAUACAGAGUAUAUUAAUUUUUCUAUUCAUUCUUUAAAAGUCGUCUAUUACGAGAAUGAAAAUUAAAUGGCGAAAUAAAAUUAUCGAUUUUAUUGUUGUUAAUACGAGGAAAAAAAAAGAAAUUAAUUAUAAUGUUCUCUAUCCACCUUGUACAAUUCUUUAUGAAGUUACAAGAAACGUUAUUAUCUUUGUGCCAUAUAAUGCAAUAUUUUACUAUCCCACAAAUCCAAGCGAGAUAUUUUCCUUGAUCUUCAUGAUAUUAUUGUACAGUUAAAUCGUUUAUUGCAUUUUAUGUUGUUUGCUUCACUCUAGUCGAUAUUAAAGCUUAUAUAUUAACAAAUUUCUGUAAAAGAUCACACCACUAUGUUCUCACCAAAUUUGAUUGCUAAAUUGAAAAUAAAUUUCUCUGUAAAUAUAAUUAUAAAAUAAAUUUCUUACCGAUAGAUGUGGUGUUUGCAAAAGCAAUCGAGUAAGUAUAAGACGUAUGUCUUCAGACGCUACAUUUAAUUGGUUAGACAAUCAAAUGAAAACUCGAUAAAUGUUUAUUUAUAGAUAAAGUCAAGUUCAAUUCAACUAAAAAUUAUUUAUGUUAAAUUAUUGCAAGUUUUAACCAUGCUUUUAAAUAAUCUAUCGAAAUAUUGUUCGAAGCUAAAGAAAGGUCAGCAGAAAGAAUAAACGAAACGUGUUUCACUUUCGUAACAAUCUUUUAUUCGUUUCAAUGCGAGAAUGAAAAAUAAUUAUUAAUGACUUCAAGAGGAAAUCACGAACGAUGUGACAUAUUCGAUGAUGUAAGAUAAAAUGGAGAGA
Vespa mandarinia (Asian giant hornet) is the source of this 3990-nucleotide messenger RNA. RefSeq names its product RALBP1 associated Eps domain containing (gene Reps). Gene Ontology annotation, cellular component: plasma membrane; cytoplasm. Gene Ontology annotation, biological process: endosomal transport; endocytosis. Gene Ontology annotation, molecular function: calcium ion binding; protein binding. The record is from RefSeq and is a predicted model, not a curated record. NCBI's taxonomy places the organism in Eukaryota, Metazoa, Arthropoda, Insecta, Hymenoptera, Vespidae.